This is a messenger RNA of Xenopus laevis (African clawed frog), 1852 nucleotides long. It is a transcript of the gene pigb.S, whose product is annotated as phosphatidylinositol glycan anchor biosynthesis class B S homeolog. NCBI's taxonomy places the organism in Eukaryota, Metazoa, Chordata, Amphibia, Anura, Pipidae. Gene Ontology annotation, biological process: GPI anchor biosynthetic process. Gene Ontology annotation, molecular function: alpha-1,2-mannosyltransferase activity; mannosyltransferase activity; glycosyltransferase activity. Gene Ontology annotation, cellular component: endoplasmic reticulum membrane. The record is from RefSeq and is marked provisional.
GAGGAGUCCUGGCGCGUCACAGCCAAAACAAGGAAAUGAAUGAGAGGCCAGUGUCACGUGAUGUGCAAGGCGCAGCGCUGCCAAUGGAGAAGGUACGAAGUAGGGUCGGCUGGCUCUACCGCCGGCAGGACACACAGGGAGCCGUCCAGCUGAGGAAGAGAAAGUCGAGGUUGUACAGUAAGGAAGCAUCUAGCGCUUGUCCUGGAGCAGGUUUCUUUGGAGAAAAUACUUACCUGGUCUUGGCAGCGGUUGGUUUCCGGAUAUUUAACUGCAUGAUGGUCCAGACAAGCUUUGUUCCAGAUGAAUACUGGCAAUCUCUUGAAGUUGCACACAACAUGACCUUUAAUUAUGGGUAUCUAACUUGGGAGUGGACUGAAGGUUUAAGAGGGUUUUCCUACCCUCUGAUGUUUGCAGCUAUAUAUAAAGUUUUAUAUUUGCUUGGCAAGGAUCAUGUCUGGUUUCUGAUUUGGAUUCCUAGACUGGCACAGGCAGUGCUAUCAGGCAUUGCAGAUGUUAGACUUUAUAGUCUUGUAAGGCACCUGGAAAAUACAGAAUUGGCAAAAUGGGUGUAUUUCUGCCAGCUUUGCUCGUGGUUUACAUGGUACUGCGCUACAAGAACUCUAACCAACACAAUGGAAGCCGUGCUCAGCACUUUUGCUCUGUAUUAUUAUCCUCUGGAAGGUUCAAGUACAAAGAGUAGCACGAAAUAUCUAAUCUGUGUAGCACUGGCAUUCCUUAUUCGGCCAACUGCAGUUAUUCUUUGGAUUCCUUUGCUCUUUUAUCACUUUGCAAAAGAAAAGAAGAAAGCAGAGCUGGUUGUACAACAAUAUUUGCCUAUUGGGAUUUUAACUCUUGCUGCGUCAUUAACAGUUGACCGAAUAUUUUUUGGUAAGUGGACCUUUGUUCAGUGGAACUUUCUGAAGUUUAAUGUGCUACAGGAUUUGGGGUCUUUUUAUGGGUCUCACCCUUGGCACUGGUACAUCACCCAAGGAGUUCCUGUCAUCCUGUGCACCCACUUACCCUUCUUUAUUCAUGGCUGUAUGGUGACCCCCAAAAGAUACCAGAUUCUUUUGGUAGCUGUAGCUUGGACUGUUUUAACAUAUAGUGCGCUAAGCCAUAAAGAGUUUCGAUUUAUAUAUCCUGUACUGCCAGUCUGCAUGGUGUUCUGUGGAUUCUCAUUCUCUAACUUGAAGAGAUGGAAGAAAGCAGCUGUGGGAUUCUUGGUUUUAUCCAACUUGUUUCCUGCCUUGUACACAGGAUUAAUCCAUCAGCGCGGGGCACUAGAUAUUAUGUCUGGUAUUCAGAAGCUCUGCAAAAUGGAGAACUCCUCAGCAUCUCUUUUUGUUCUGAUGCCGUGCCAUUCCAUUCCUUUUUACAGCCAUGUUCAUUGCCCUAUAAAGAUGAAUUUUCUUGAAUGUCCUCCAGACCUAUCAGACAGUGAUGCCUAUAUUGAUGAGGCAGAUCUUUUCUAUGUAAGCCCAUUAGCUUGGCUCAACGCAGAGUUUUAUAACAAGACCCUUUUACCGACACACCUAAUCAUGUUUAGUGUUCUGGAACCGGAAAUCCGUUCAUUCCUAACAAAUAACAACUACUUGAAGUCAAUGUCUGUAUUUCAUACUCAUUUACCAGAGGGUCGAACAGGAAGCCAUAUUUAUAUGUACGAGAGGAACUCUAAAUAAAAAUCGUAUCACAUCGCUCAACAUUCCUUGUAUUUUGACUGGAGCUUUUAGUGGAAAAUCUGUAUUAACUAUUUUAUAAAGCCUGUAACAGUCGUAUAUACAUAAAGAUUUUAAUAAAUGUAUAUUUUUAUAUAACUGUUUUAUUAAAUAAAGAUGUUGAGAGUUUUUUUUAA